Nicrophorus vespilloides is the source of this 2206-nucleotide messenger RNA. Its product is annotated as ATP-binding cassette sub-family G member 1-like. Lineage: Eukaryota; Metazoa; Arthropoda; Insecta; Coleoptera; Silphidae. The transcript has 10 exons. Gene Ontology annotation, molecular function: ABC-type transporter activity; ATP hydrolysis activity; ATP binding. Bases 394 to 2148 code for a protein of 584 amino acids. Gene Ontology annotation, cellular component: plasma membrane. The record is from RefSeq and is a predicted model, not a curated record.
AUUGGUAUGGCUUCAAGGAUUUAGUAUAUAAUGUUUCUUAGGCAUACCCGAGUUUUAAGUGAAUCCUUAUUGCAAUUUAACCUUUGUGCAGGUGUAGAAAGAAUAUCAAGUGUAAAUAAUUGAAAAAUUGACAAAAGGAAUUCAGGUAUACAGAAGACAUACCUUAGAAAAUACCAAAGACCGAUUGCUAGUCUACUAAAUCCAUCCACUGUGUAUAAUUGUGGAGGGGAACGGCAACGACUACGUCCGGUAAUGCGUAUUUUGAGAGAGAUAUACCUCGAACUUGCCGAUUACUUCGAGCGCAGACAAAGCGUGGAAUCAGUAUCGAGUGGAUCGUGGAUGCGUUAAAAGGCUUGUUUGUGUUUCAUUAUUAAAAUUGUUCAAAAUCCAAAGAUGAAUGGGUCCAGCAGCCGCGGAGUUACCAUAGACUUUUCCAAUCUGACAGUUUCCGUGAAGACAGGACAAACCAAAACCAAAGAAAUUAUCCAUGGAAUCGGCGGAACGUUUGCGUCGGGUUCCUUGAUCGGAAUCCUGGGACCUUCGGGAGCCGGAAAAUCCACCCUUCUGAAUGCCCUCAGUGGAUUCAACACUACGGGUAUGAAGGGCGACAUUAUCAUUAACGGGAAACGCAACAACAUGCAAUGGUACAGGAAGAGGUGCAGCUACAUACCGCAGGACAACGAUCUGCACCAUUUGCUGACGGUGGAAGAAAACAUGAAAUUCGCUGCAGAUUUGAAACUUGGAGAGACCGUCGACAAAAAGACAAAAAACAAAAUGAUUAACAGUAUUUUAGAUACGUACAGCUUAUCAGAAAUUAAAGACACGCCAACAUCGAAAAUAUCGGGCGGACAAAAGAAGAGGCUGUCCGUAGCUUUAGAAUUGAUCAGUGAUCCAAUGGUAAUGUUCCUGGACGAACCGACAACAGGUUUGGAUAGUUUCACGAGCAGCCAGUGCAUCGAAAACUUGAAGGAACUGGCAAAUAAAGGGAAAACUGUAGUUUGCACGAUACACCAGCCGUCGGCAACCAUCUUCAAACAAUUCGAUCACGUCUACAUCCUUUCUGAAGGCAGAUGUCUGUAUCAAGGAGGAACGGAAAACAUGCUGAAGUUCUUGGAAGAGAUAGGAAUGCCUUGCAAUUUAUUCCACAAUCCUGCAGAUUUUGUUCUGGAGUUGGCGAACGGCGAGUACGGAUCUGAUAAAAUUGACAUGAUGAUUAAGUAUUCGGAAAACGGAGGGAAUCGAAGCUACAUGGACAAGUAUAUUGAAGAUGUAACAAACGGUGUAUACCAACCUCUUUCAGGUGAUCUACAUUUUCAGAGCAACACGUACGAAUUGAAGACUCUAUUUCGGAGAGAAUUUGUUAAGUUGACUAGGAAUUUGUCAUUAACCUACCUACGUAUUUGCGCGACGAUAAUAAAUGGAUUCAUGAUUAGUUCCAUCUAUUGGAAUUUAGGCGAAAACGCUUCCAAGAUUUGGUUCAACUAUAAUCUCGUACUUUGCAUAGUUAUAAACUUGGUCAUGUGCGGUAUAAUGUUGACAGUUAUAGUUUUUCCUAUGGAACUCGGUAUACUCCAGAAAGAACACUUUAACAGAUACUUUCGAUUAAGGAGUUACUACAUUGCGAUAACUAUAUUGGAUUUACCGAUCUCUAUAUUUUCAACCACAGUAUCGAAUUACAUCAUACUAUAUUUUACUGCGCAACCAAUGGAGAUGAAUAGGGUUCUCAUGGUUUUGUCUUUUGGUAUUAUGGUUGGGCUAAUCGCUCAAAGCAUUGGUUUACUAUUAGGAAGCUGCUUAAAUCUCAGAAACGGAGUUUUCGUUGGAUCGUAUGUCCAUAUGCCCUUGAUGUUGCUGAGUGGCUUUGGUUUACUUGUGAAAGAUGUACCGUCAUACUUCAACAUCAUUGGAUACAUAUCUUACAUGCGAUACGCAGUGUCCGGUAUGAAUGUAGCCAUCUACGGUUACAACAGGAAGAAAUUAGAAUGUCCUGAUGAUGAGUUCUGCUAUUACACGACCGGAGCAUCGUUUCUGAAAGAAAUGGAGAUUAAAGACCAUAGUUUUUGGACUGACUUUUCAUGUAUGAUCGCUAUUUACUUUGGCUUAAGGAUCGCAACGUAUUUUGCCAUAACCAAAAGGUUACCAAAAUAAUGUUCCAAUUAUUGUAUUUAUUUAAAUAUCUGUAAAAAUUAAAUAUUUAUAAAGAUUA